ACAAUACUCGUCGAAGUCGAACGGGAGUUUCUCCGCUCUCUCUGUAUCGCCUGCAACCCUGACUUCGCUUCAGUUGUUUACUUGACAUCUUUAUCAGCAGAAUUGGUGAUUUUCAUCGGAAGGGUAAUCUGACAUUUGUUGCCAAAUGCUUCAUUGUAUGUGUGAUGAAAGGUUAUCUGGGGAGAAGAGCAGUGGCUGAGGUAGAUACGGGCCUGAUCAUUGUAGCCAAUGGGAAGAGACUAGUUGCUUCCAAUGUAUCCUAAACGAUCUGUUGAAGGGGAUGGCCCUGAUUCAAGGCCAGUGCGAACAAGUGAUAGGCUCAGGAGCAGGCCAAAGUUUUAUAAUCGCCCAUACUUAUAUUAUACACCUGGUACCAUUAUGAGGUCUAAGAGGAAGAAGACCAAAACAAGGACUGCUGCUGCACAAAUAGCUAAGAUGUUUCGGCAAAAGAGAUCAUCAAAAGCUAAUUCGGUUCCCACAUCCAAUCUUAGGCGCUCCACCAGGACGAGAAGGGUUCCCAUUAAUCUUGAAGAAUACACAGAUAGCUCUGGCACAGAGGAUAAUGACUUAAUGCAGAUUCCUAGAUUCCGAAGGUCUAGAGGCAGAAUAAAUAAUAACAGUGCAAGCCAAGAUGAGUUGGCACCUCGUCGUGAAGGAUUGAGACCUCGAAGGGAAGGACUUAGACCUCGACGUUCAAGGGCAGGUCCUAGAGAAAGGUUAAGUGUAGAAUCUGAUGAGGCACAAAGUUCAUCAGAUGAAAAGGGGGGAAAUGAUGAGUCAGAGAAUGCAAAGGACAUGGAGGACAAUGAUGCUAAUGAUGUAGAGGUUGAAGAUGAGGUUGCUGGUGAAGAAGGAGAGGAGGAUGGUGAUGAUGUUGAGGAUGAUGGUGAUGAUGAAGAAGGUGAAGAACAAGAUGGUAGGAGGAGGUAUGACCUCCGAAAUCGUGCAGAUGUCCGGAGGCUCUCUCUUGAGCAGAGUAAGCAAAUGCCUAGAUCUCCUAGAAGAGUACUUCAUCAAGGAAUGGGAACCAAAGUUGGCAGGGAUGGGAGGAGGGGUGGAUCGCGGGUUCACAAACGGCGUAUGACCAGAACAGAAGACUCUGAUGAUUCACUUCUUGUCGAUGAACUUGAUCAGGGCCCUCCAAUGCCUUGGGGAAGAGGCAGCAGCAGAUCUGGGCCACCUUGGCUUCUUGGUGGCCUGGACAUGCAAGGGACAACAGCAUGGGGUUUACAUGCAGCUGCAUCAGGUUGGUCUCAUCAGAAUGAUGUACUUUCUCAUUUGACAUCUGGCAUUCAAACUGCUGGUCCAAGCUCCAAAGGAGGAGCUGAUAUUCAGCCUGUUCAAAUUGAUGAAACUGUAAGUUUUGACGAUAUAGGCGGCCUAUCUGAAUAUAUUGACGCUUUGAAGGAAAUGGUGUUUUUCCCUCUGUUAUAUCCAGAAUUUUUUGCAAGCUAUAACAUUACCCCACCAAGAGGUGUCUUAUUAUGCGGUCCCCCAGGCACAGGGAAAACGUUAAUUGCAAGAGCCUUGGCAUGUGCUGCAUCCAAGGCUGGUGAGAAAGUCAGCUUUUACAUGCGCAAGGGUGCUGAUGUGCUGAGCAAAUGGGUCGGGGAAGCUGAAAGACAAUUGAAACUAUUGUUUGAAGAAGCUCAAAAAAAUCAGCCUUCCAUCAUUUUCUUCGAUGAAAUAGACGGUCUUGCCCCUGUUAGGUCUAGCAAACAAGAACAAAUACAUAAUUCAAUUGUCUCAACUUUGCUGGCCUUAAUGGAUGGCCUUGAUUCACGUGGACAAGUAGUAUUAAUCGGUGCCACCAACAGAGUUGAUGCCAUUGAUGGAGCUUUGAGGCGCCCCGGAAGAUUUGAUCGUGAGUUCACUUUUCCCUUGCCUGGCUGUGAGGCACGAGCUGAAAUUCUAGAUAUACAUACUCGCAAGUGGAAACAACCUCCUUCGAAAGAGCUCAAAUUGGAACUGGCAGCAACCUGUGUGGGAUAUUGCGGUGCUGAUUUGAAGGCUUUAUGUACGGAAGCUGCAAUUCGUGCUUUUCGUGAAAAAUAUCCUCAAGUUUACACGAGUGAUGACAAAUUUAUUAUAGAUGUCGAUUCUGUAAAAGUGGAAAAAUAUCACUUUGUAGGGGCUAUGUCAACCAUCACACCAGCAGCUCACAGAGGCACCAUUGUCAAUUCUAGGCCGUUAUCACCUAUUGUUUCUCCAUGUCUGCAGAGACAGCUACAGAGUGCAAUGGAUAUUAUAUCUCACAUCUUCCCUGCUCUAUCAGUUUUAUCAGAGUCCACCAAGCUUUCGCUUCUCUCAUAUGGAUCUGUUAUUUCUCUUGUUUAUCGCCCAAGGUUAUUGCUGCAAGGUGGUGAUGAUGUUGGUCUGGACCACAUAGGACCUGCAGUUUUACAUGAGCUGGAGAGAUUUCCUGUACACUCCCUUGCAUUACCAUCAUUACUUUCUGAUCCUGGAGCUAAAACACCGGAGGAGGCUUUAGUGCAUGUCUUUGGUGAAGCCAGGAGAACUACCCCUUCAAUACUUUAUUUGCCUCAAUUCCACCUUUGGUGGGAAAAUGCUCAUGAUCAACUUAGGGCUGUAUUGCGAACUCUGCUGGAAGAAUUACCAUCUGACAUGCCCAUAUUACUAUUGGGAACAUCCGCUGUCCAACUUGAGGAGAUAUGUGAUAAUCCAUCAUCAAUAUUCUCAGAGCGCAAUGUUUUUAAGUUGAGCUUCCCAUCAACUGAAGAUAGAAGUCUGUUUUUUGAUUAUCUGAUAGAAUCAGCCUUAUCAGUACAAUCUGAUAAUCUUGUGAAGAGUUCUUCUAGAUCUGAGGGCGUCGGUGUUCCAGAACUUCCAAAAGCACCAAAAGUGGCCACAGCACCAAAGGCCUCUGAGCUGAGGGCCAAAGCUGAUGGUCAGGGCCAUGCUCUUCGCAAGCUGCGCAUGUGCCUUCGAGAUGUUUGCAAUAGAAUUUUCUAUGACAAACGUUUUAGUGCCUUUCACUAUCCUGUAACGGAUGAAGAUGCACCAAAUUAUCACACAAUAAUUCAGAACCCUAUGGACAUGGCCACAUUGCUGCAGCGAGUUGAUAGUGGAAAGUAUAUCACAUGCAAAUCAUUCUUGGAGGAUUUUGACCUAAUUUUAACAAAUGCCAAGAAAUACAAUGGGGAUGACUACAAUGGAGCCAGGAUUGUUAGUAGAGCUUAUGAACUUAGAGAUUCUGUUCAUGGUAUGCUGUCCCAGAUCGACCCCUCUUUGAUUGCAUUUUGUGACAAGAUUGCAGAGGAAGGAGGCCCAGUGUCUUUACCUAUGGAUAUGAGCGAUUCUACGCUACCUCAAACUCCAGUUGUCCAAAUGAUGACUCGGGCUAGUGCUCGUCUACGAAAUGUCCAACCUGAAGUUAAUCGAGACCAAACCUAUGAAGCAAACAAGAGGCCUAAGAAACCUGCUGAUGCGUCUCAAGCAGAAGGAGCGGAGUCAGAUUCAUUUCCAGGAAAGCCGUUGGAUGAUGAUGCUGAAACAAAUGGCACAGAUGGGCAAGAACCUGAAAUUUUAGUUCCUUCAAGUGCAAACACUACAUCUGGGGGGAAAUCAACGAGCCCAUCACAAGAUGUUACCAUGUCGGAUGCAGAUAUCUCUGAUCAAGUCAAUUCUCUCAAGCAACAGCUUCUUAAGCAUACAAAAGAUUAUGGAAUCCCGCAGCUUGAGAGACUCUAUAUGCGCAUUCUUAAAGGCGUGUUUGAGACCAGGAAUAGGGCAAACAAUGAAGAUAUUAAAGCUUCAAUUAUGGGCUUUUUGUUUGAAUAUGCUUGUAAUCCAUCCUGGUUCUAAUGGUUGAUGUCACAAUAUUGAAAUUUGACACAAGUUAUCUAAAGUUUUAUCAAUCAUGAUUGUUUUUAUUCUUCUCUAA
Molecule: messenger RNA, 3904 nt
Organism: Andrographis paniculata
Lineage: Eukaryota; Viridiplantae; Streptophyta; Magnoliopsida; Lamiales; Acanthaceae
Product: ATPase family AAA domain-containing protein At1g05910
Exons: 12
Coding region: 253-3825 (1190 amino acids)
Biological process (GO): positive regulation of transcription by RNA polymerase II
Cellular component (GO): nucleus
Molecular function (GO): ATP binding; histone binding; chromatin binding
Source: RefSeq, a predicted model, not a curated record